AUGCUGAAUACAAGUAACGUUGCUCAUUCAAUUCUAACUGAAGAAAUUGAUAAUUAUAAUAGUAAUAAUAAUAAUAAUAAUAGUUUAUUAUUGAAUGAUUUAUCAUUUCAUAAUGAUGAUAUUAUAAAUGGUUCAUUACAUUAUGCUGUUUAUGAUACAGCUUUAUUUGAUGUACUAAAAGUUGAUCCAGAAGAUUUUGCUGAAUUAAUCAGUUGUAGUUGGAGUUCAAAAUCGAAACUAGAAAAAGCUUUUCAUAUAGUUCAAUUUACUCGUCGUUUCAAUCAAGUAAAUUUUUGGACUCAAGGUGAAUUAUUACGUGCUGAUAUACUUAAAAAUCGUAUUGAAAUUUUAUCACAUUUUAUUCGAAUUGCUAAAAAACUUUUUGAUUUCAAUAAUAUUAAUGGAUGUAUGGCUGUUGUUAUGGCUUUACAAAGUGCACCAAUUUAUCGAUUACAAAAAACUUGGAUGGGUCUUAGUAAACGUGAUCGUACAACAUUUUCAAAUUUAAAAGAAUUUGUAUCAUCAAAUGAAAAUUGGAAACGAUUAAGACAUCAUUUAAGUAAUACAAAGUUACCAUGUAUACCAUAUCUUGGUAUUUAUUUAACGGAUAUAAUUCGUAUUGAUACACUUCAUCCACAUCGAGGUGGACUUGAAACAAAUCAACGUAAAAAUGCUAUGAAUAAUAUUUGUCGAAUCAUAUCAGAAUUUCAACAAUCAACUUAUGAAUUUCUUAAACCAAUUGAAUGUGUACAAAAUUAUCUUGCAUCUGUACGAUAUAUGGAAGAAUUACAAACAUUUGUUGAAGAUCAAAAUUUUAAACAAUCAUUAAUCAUUGAACCAGAUGAUCAAAAUGAUUCAUGUUGUGAAAAAUUACAGAAAAAUUUAGAAAAAUCAGCUUCAUUUAAAAUUGUACAUGUUGAUACACCUUCAAUAUCUUCGCAUAGACGAACAUUAAGUGAUUUUAAUAAUUCAAAUUAUUUGUUAUCUUCCAGUAAAUCUGCAACAUUACCUUGUCGAACAAAUGAAAAUAAAAGUUUAUUAGAUGAUAGUGUACUUGGGGAUCCCGUAACUGAAGAAGCUUCAUCUAGUAAUGAAUCAUGUGAAGAAGAUAUUCUUAAAGCAAAAGAAUAUAUUAAAACUAAUAAUAAACAUCAUCAUAUCAUUCAAGGAAUAUCAUUAUCAUUAUCAUUAUCAUCAUUAUCAAUGAAAGAACCAUUAAAUCCAUAUAAUGAUUCAUUAAUACCAUCAAAUUAUAAUUUUCAAGGUUCGUUAGAACGUAAAUGUCUUUUAAAGAAUUAUAAAAAACCCAAUAUAUCAAAAUGGAAAAAAUAUUGGGUUGCUAUAUGUGAACAUUUAAUCUUUUUUCAUAAACAAAAAUCAUUUUUAAUAACAUUACCUAUACGUUUAAAUCGACAAACAUCUAUAAAAAAUCAUGAUGAUCUAUCAAUAAUACAAUCAACAUUAUCAAAUAUAAAUAUAACAAUAACAGAAACAGAUCGUUUAUAUUAUCGACAAAAUCCAUCAAAAUGUCAAUCAAUAACAGAUUGGCUUAUUGUACUUAGUCAAAGAAAAAAUCGAAAUGAAAUUCAAUUAAGUGAUUUGACUAAAGGAUCUAUGUAUAAAUUUAAAUUUGAGAAUGAAGCAAUUGCAAAUAUUUGGUUUCAACGUUUAAAAGAAGCAUCAACAUUUAAACAAAAAAAUGGUCAAUUAUCGGAAAAUUUAAUUGCAUUAGAUUAA
Messenger RNA from Rotaria sp. Silwood2, 1737 nucleotides. NCBI's taxonomy places the organism in Eukaryota, Metazoa, Rotifera, Eurotatoria, Philodinida, Philodinidae. The record is from the annotation of a GenBank genome assembly.